AUGAAGUCACCUCAAGAGAACGGUGACGAAACGCAUUCAGUCGAACGGAUCCAACCGCAGAUGGAAGAACCGACCCCAAUGCCUGCAGCUGAACCAGUAUCUACUGAAGCGCAGAGGAACCCUCUUCCGCGAGAUCGUCCGCCGGUUGCUAAUGCUCAGCCACCGAAAAUGGUCAAUGGCGCAUCACUGAAGAGAAUGGAGAAAAAUAUGUUUCCUCCUCCAGCUGUUGUAACUCAACGACGUCAUUCAGCCAUGGUUGGACCGUACAACGAGAAACUCCAGAACGGAAACUGUAAGUCCGCUCUUGUUGAUUUUGCUCGAGUUCGAACUUUCGCUGAAGUUUGA
Haemonchus placei is the source of this 345-nucleotide messenger RNA. The record is from the annotation of a GenBank genome assembly. NCBI's taxonomy places the organism in Eukaryota, Metazoa, Nematoda, Chromadorea, Rhabditida, Trichostrongylidae.